GUGGACGUUAGUGCGCGUUUUGCGCGAUCAGAUCCGCAAUCCCCGACACUGGGCCACAGAGAGGAAGGUGCAGUGUAACAAAGCUGUUUGAAAGGAUUGCCUGCGCAGGCAUUGGGCAAGCGCCGUGGUGGCAAGCCACAGCAGCAGCGGGCGGAAGGAAGGUCUUAGCUCCACGAGGAGAUUUCCCAUUUGGCGCUGCCCCACGUUUGUAACACUUGGGGUUUGCGGCGCCUUUCAGAGCCGCUUUUCUUUCUAUGGCUUGUUGAGGCCAUUGACCACCCAGUGAAGACAGAAAGAAGGACACAGCAAAGAGCUGCAGAACAGUACUGUGGUGAGCAAGAAGCGAUCUACUGCUGUGUUCAGAGUCGAGAAAGCAUGGCGCACCAUUCCCCGGUUGACCAGUAUAACUACGCUCCUCCUAACCAACCGUACUUAGGCACUCCCCCACAUGGCAUACCGCAAGCUCAGCCAGUUUAUGUUCCUCCAGGAGAACAGGGGAACUCCGGCAGGUGGGCUGCAGGGUUGCUGGGUUGCUUUGGAGAUUGCGGCAUAUGUUGCUUGGGUUACCUUCUUCCCUGCGUCCUUUAUGGACAGAACGUUGAGAUGCUGACGGGCGAGAGCUGCUGCACCCCUUGCUGCCUCUACUUCCUGCUCUCCGCUGUGGGUUGCUGCGCCUGCUAUGCGUGCGGACAAGAGAGCGGUUGCGGAAGAAAUACGGCCUGCCAGCGCUUCCCUGCAAUGAUUGCUGCAUCCACUGCUUCUGCUGCGUGUGCGCUUUAUGCCAAGAGGCACGGGAGAUGAGGAUUCAAGCGGACAGGCAGAAGCACAUAAAAGCAUACAUCACACCCCAUAUGCCUCCGCCCCAGCAGGCAAUGCAUCACUGAAGGCGCUAGUAAAUGCUCUCUUUCAGAAUCAUGAAUUGGAAAGCGACGUAUAAGUAGUCCUCCUCUCCAUGAGAAUAUGCAAGCGCAGCAUCAACCGGUACAAAGAAGUUGCCUGCUACACAUGGUUUCCAGCUCAGUAUUGACUGGCCGGAUGUGGAAAAGUUGGCACCAAUCUAAGUAACUUAAGCGGAAGCUCAUGCACCAAGACGAAGCUGCUUAAAAUUUUACUGCAGAUUCUCCUUAGGUACAGGGCCAUUUUCAGGUAAGCUCUUUAGUAUCAACAAAGAAUAUGAAAAUGGUAGCAGCCUGUUGAUGACUUGCGUUCUAAAUUGGAUCUUGAAGGUGCUGAACUAUAGACCAUCGAGGACAAUUGUCAACGGUUUCAAUGACGGAUGAAAUAGAUUGUAAUUUGAAUUCAGAGUUAUAUUGCUAUAUAGGCGGCCAGCUUAUAGUCCAGCUUGACAGCUAUACCUUAAAUUACCCAUUUUGGCAACGUGUUAUAUAAUGAGUCCAGUACGCGACCAUACAGAGCAUACUUGA
Klebsormidium nitens is the source of this 1424-nucleotide messenger RNA. NCBI's taxonomy places the organism in Eukaryota, Viridiplantae, Streptophyta, Klebsormidiophyceae, Klebsormidiales, Klebsormidiaceae. The record is from the annotation of a GenBank genome assembly.